CUCAUUUUCUCUUCCUUAGGAAAAAAACAAAAUUCCCCACUCACUCACAGCCACAACCCAACGAACAACGAAACAAAUCCACUCUCAGUCUUUCAGUUUCGCACUUCUUCGCGUUUUUCUUCCUCGUUACUCUCACCGUCACUGGAACCCUAAUUCGAUCCGUAGGAACUCGAAUCUACUGGGAAUAAAUGACUGUACGAUUGAGGAAUAGGUGAGAUCAAACGGGUUGGAUUUCCUCGCCGGAUGGAGGGAGGUAGCGUCUCUAGACUUACUUAUUCUGGGAUUCACCCAUGGAUUAUGAUGACAAUGAUUUUCAAAACCAGAAUCUCCAUUUAGUUGGUGAAGGGAACACCAAAUUUCCUCCAGUCUUAAGGCCAUAUGCUCUCCCCAAGUUUGAUUUUGAUGAAAGCCUUCAAGCGAAUUUAAGAUUUGAUAGUUUAGUAGAAACGGAAGUUUUCCUUGGCAUUGAAAGUAACGAAGAUAACCAGUGGAUUGACGCAUUCUCCCGAGGGGGUAGUGGCAUAGAGUUCAGUUCAACUGCAGCUGAGUCUUGCUCUAUAUCAAGGCAUGUCAAUGUUUGGUCUGAGGCCACUUCCUCGGAAUCUGUUGAAAUGCUUUUAAAAUCUGUUGGACAGGAGGACUAUAUUCCUAGACAAACAGUUAUUCAGGAAUCAGAUGCCUGUGAUGAACUGGCCUGCUUAGCUAAGCAAAUGGAUACCAAUCCAAAACUUGAUGAUAAAAAUGAAUUUAAAGAUACUGUUACAGAUUCCCGUCCACCUGGUGGUACCCGUGCAAGUUUUUCUGGAUUGAAAGAGGAUGUAGGAAUGGAGAAGUCUCAGGAUGGAGUGUUCCAAGGUCAUGAAGAUGAAUUAUCCAUUGAUGGAAGUUCAAGUAAUCCUGAACUAAGUGAUGUCUACAGAAAUAUAGACUUGCCUGUGUCUGACAGGAGUCUGACUCUAUAUACUGAUGACAAAAAUAACAAUACAAACCAAAGAGAAGUUGAGACUGUUGCUGAUGACUCACAUCAUGGCAAAACACGAGAUGAUUCAUCUGCAGUGCAAACCAAUAAUGCUGAAUCAGCUAUGCAAAAUAUGGGUGAUGAGAAGCAAGGUCCUUUACAAGUGCACACUAAUAAUCAAGAUUUGGAAUCUCCUGUGAUGAAUAAAGAAGCUGCCGUAAACACACAGACUCUGGAUGGAGAUGCAGUUGGAGGUGAUGCACAUCAUCUGGAUAAAUCCCUUUGUUCAAUCCCCAGAGCAGAAACUUUGGAAGGUAGGGGUGUAGUUGAAGGUCUUGAGACCGGGUUAAGUAAUUUAGAGGGUGCCUUGAGGAUGGAAUCAACAGAUGUUUCUGACAUGCAGAAAGCUGAAAAAAACAGUGAAGAUAUUUGUUUCAGUGUUCUGUCUCGGAACAGUGCUAGUGAAUAUGUAACGUUGAUUAAAGAUGUGGUAAUGGACGAUCAGGCUGACCCAAAUACACAUGAAUUGCCAAAAAAAUCAAUUAGAGAUGAUUCUAUCUCUGAGGGGCAAGUGGUUGAGGUUAGUAAUUCUAAUUGUGAGAUUUGUCCUAAUCUGCAGCAGAAUGUGGAUGCCAUGGAGAAAACAGCUUACAGUGGGAGCAGUGUUACUGUUACUAAGGAAGAUGAGCUAUUGAACACUGGUGAUCAUGUGGACACAGUGAUUCUGUCAAGCAAAUCUGAGGCAUCUAUGUUUACUGCAGAGGAAAAUAACAUUUCCACUAUUAGCCAACAAAAUAGUGACAAUAAUAUAGGAGUUUUGUCAAGUAGCACUGUGACGGCUUUUUCAGCAAAAUCUUCCAUUUUGGAAGAGUCUACUCAAAUAUGUAUAAACAAUGAACCUGACAGGCAGAAUGACAAUGGAAAAUGUGAUCAAGUUGUCUCUGUCAAUGAACAGGAUGAGCUAUUGAACUCUGGUGAUCAUGUGGAUACAGUGAUUUUGUCUAGAAAAUCAGAGGCAUCUAUGUUUACUGCCAAGGAAAAUAACAUUUCCACUACUAGUGAAGGAAAUAGUGACAAUAGGGUAGGAGGUUUUUCAACAAAAUCUCCCAUUUUGGGUGAGUUUACACAAAUAUGUGUAAACAAUGAAUCUGACAGAGAGAAUGACCAUGAAAAAUGCAGUCAAGUUGUCUCUGUCAAUGAUCAAGAGAGUAAAAGGAUUCCCUCUGAUUCUAGCCAGAUGCACUGUGAUGUUGAUCAAUCCCAUCUUGUUGAUAAGGCAGUUGUUUCAUCAUCUCUUAGUGAAGGUAGUAUGGAAACUGAAUUAACAACUUCCACAGUAUCAAUCCAUGUCAUACCUGCCAAUAAUUUAGUUCCACAAGUUGUUUCAGAAAAUAUUAGUUUGAUAUCACAUGAAAUAAUAGACAUUUCACCUUCUAGCAAAGUUGUUUCCACCCAUGAAGUUACAAGUCACAAUGAUUUUCAAGGGAUAACUCCUGUUGGAUCUUCUUCUGCCAAGGAAAAGGAAGCUUCUACAGUAAAAGAAGCUGAGGAAGCAGGCACAUCUACACUUGGAUCUUCUGAACAGGAAAUUGCUCCUUGUCAUGUCACAGCAACUGAAAAACAUUAUUCUUCUAAUACUUCUAGUGGUGCUGUAAAGAUUGGUGAACCUCAAGGAACAACAAAUGAAGUUAUUCAGGAAUGUGCAAAAGAGACUAGUAUGCCUCAAGUUCCAUGUGCAUUAUCAGAGGAACAGAGUGAUGGUGUGACAGUUUCUGUAAUUAAGGAUGACAAGGAGACCGUGCAGGAGAAUCCUGACAAGUCUUUGUCAGAAAAAUCAGGUGACAUUUUACUUGGAAACCAAGUUUCUGUAUCUUCUGCUUCUGUACCGGACUCUUGCAUUGAGUUGCGUGAGACUGGAGUUGGAAGCUUUCCUGCUAACAGUGCUUGUAAUCCCUCUAGUACAUUUGGAAGCCCUUCCCAAACUGCGAAGGACAAAACACAAGUUACUCAGAACAAGCCAGUUUCUGAGUUCAUUAAUGGUGGUGCAGAAAAUGUAUUCUCUACUGCUCAAGAUAUAAAGGACAGUAAUGCAUCUAAAGAAGAAAGAAGGUCAACUCCUGAAGUAAAUUCAGUGAUUGAUUUAACCAAAAAGGAUGCUAUAGAUGAGAAUACCGAAGAUGUUGGCAAGAUGAAAUCAAUUCCUGUUACUGAAACCCUCAAACCAGCUGUGGAAGGAUCUCCUUCAACUUCUGGACCAGGUCCUUCAAAAACCAAAACUGUAGGAAAUAUCUCCCGUGGAAAGCCACAAAUAUCAGAUGUGGAGGUAUCACAAAGUGCUUCUAAAGCUACGCCUGAGCGCAAAACUAGGCGAACAUCUAAUAAGUCAGCUGGAAAGGAAUCUUCUAGAAGAGGAAGUCAUGCAAAAGACACUACUCUGGCUAGACAAUCUAAUAGAGGUGAUAAAUCAGCCAAAGUUUCGCUGAGCCCAUCUCCUGGUUUCCAGAUGAUGCAGUCAAAUGAGGUGCAGCAGUAUGGGAACAUUGACUCAAAUAGUACAAAGUCAUUUACUUUUGUAAAUACUUCAACAUCUAGCCUUCCAGAUUUGAACACUUCUGCUUCUCCACCUGUUUUGUUUCAUCAGCCUUUCACAGAUCUGCAGCAAGUACAAUUGCGUGCACAGAUAUUUGUCUAUGGAGCUUUGAUUCAAGGCACAGUACCGGAUGAGGCAUAUAUGAUAUCAGCUUUUGGAGGAUCAGAUGGUGGAAGGAGCAUUUGGGAGAAUGCUUGGCGGGCCUGCAUGGAAAGGCAACAUGGUCAAAAAUCUCAUCCUGCUAACCCAGAAACACCUCUGCAAUCACGAUCUGUUGCUAGAACCUCUGAUUUGCCACUUAAGCAAAGUACUGUUCAAGGGAAAGGUAUCUCUUCUCCUCUUGGUCGAACCAGCAGCAAGGCUACUCCAAAUGUUAAUCCAUUAAUACCUCUUUCAUCCCCACUUUGGAGCCUAUCAACUCUAGGUCUAGGUAGUGAUUCCCUGCAACCUAGUGCCCUUGCAAGAGGCUCUGUUGUGGAUUAUCCACAGGCAAUUACUCCAUUGCAUCCUUAUCAAACUACUCCUGGGAGGAACUUUCUUGGACAUAACACUCCUUGGAUAUCUCAAAUUCGAGGACCAUGGAUUGCUUCUCCAACUCCUGCACCUGACAAUAGCAACCAUAUAUCUGCAUCACCUGCCUCAGAUGCAAUUAAGUUAAGUUCAAUCAAAGGAUCUCUGCCUCCUUCCUCUGGUGUAAAGAAUGUCACUUCCGGUCUCCCUACUUCCAGUGCAGGUUUGCAAAGUAUCUUUGGGGGAACUGCCUCUCUGCUUGAUGCAAACAAUGUGACAGUACCUUCUCAAAAUUCUUCAGAUCCAAAGCCCAAAAAAAGAAAAAAGGUUGUGGUAUCUGAGGAUCUUGGCCAGAGGGCUUUGCAAUCACUGUCUCCUGUGCCUACUUCUGUUGCCGUUGUGGCCCCUGUUGGGAAUGUGGCAAUAACUACUGUUGAAAAAUCAGUUAUGUCUGUAUCUCCUCUCGUUGAUCAAUCCAAAACUGACCGGAAUGUUGAGAAGAGGAUUAUGUCAGACGAGUCUCUUAUGAAAGUUAAGGAGGCUAGGGUACAUGCAGAGGAAGCGUCUGCUCUCUCUGCUGCUGCGGUGAAUCAUAGCCUAGAGUUAUGGAAUCAGUUGGAUAAGCAUAAAAAUUCUGGAUUGAUGCCAGAUAUUGAGGCUAAAUUAGCUUCUGCAGCAGUUGCAGCUGCAGCAGCUGCAGCCAUUGCAAAAGCAGCAGCUGCAGCUGCCAAUGUUGCAUCAAAUGCUGCUCUUCAAGCAAAACUAAUGGCCGAUGAGGCAUUACUGUCAUCUGGUUAUGAUAAUUCCAGCCAAAGUAAUCAAAUUUCUCUUCCUGAGGGUACCAAUAACUUGGGAAAAGCUACCCCUGCUUCCAUCUUGAAAGGUGCUAAUGGAACCAAUAGUCCUGGCUCUAUCAUUGUUGCUGCCAAGGAAGUUGUUAAAAGGAGAGUGGAAGCUGCUUCAGCUGCCACCAAAAGAGCUGAAAAUAUGGAUGCUAUUGUUAGGGCUGCUGAGCUGGCUGCAGAGGCUGUAUCUCAAGCAGGAAAGAUUGUAACCAUGGGUGAUCCUCUGCCAUUAAGUCAUUUGGUAGAAGCUGGCCCAGAGGGAUGUUUGAAAGCAACCCGGGAGUCUUCUCAGCAAAUUGGAUUAUUCAAAGACAUUACCAGAGAUGCGGUGAACAUUGACAGUGUGAGAGAUAUUCCUGAAACUUCUUAUACACAUAACAGAGACAUUUUGCCUGGUGGCAUUCCUUCUUAUACACAAAACAGAGACAUUUUGCCUGGUGGCUUUCCUGCUUCUAUUAAGAUCAAUGAAAAGAAUUCAAGAGGAUCAAAGGGACGCAAAGUUUCUGCUGUAGUUAAGCCUGUUGAUGUGGUUCCUGAAUCUGAGACUGAAAUUCAGGCUCCUUUCGUUGUUAGUAAUGGAUCUGAAAAUCUGGAGAAAAGUAACAUCAAAGAGGGCUUACUCGUAGAGGUUUUUAAAGACGAGGAAGGGUUUAAAGCUGCGUGGUUCACUGCCAAUAUUUUGAGUGUGAAGGAUGAUAAAGCUUAUGUAUGUUACACUUCACUUGUAGCUGCUGAAGGGCCCUUGAAGGAAUGGGUUUCACUUGAAUGUGAAGGAGACAAACACCCCAGAAUACGUACUGCUCGGCCUAUGACUACUAUACAAAAUGAAGGAAAAAGAAAGAGACCUAGAGCUGCUAUGGGAGAUUUUGCAUGGUCUGUUGGGGAUAAAGUUGAUGCAUGGAUACAAGAAAGCUGGCGGGAAGGAGUAGUCACAGAGAAGAAUAAGGAAGAUGAAACUACAUUUACCAUCCACUUUCCUGGUAGUGGAGAAACGUUGGUUGUUAGAGCUUGGCAUCUCCGUCCGUCCCUUAUAUGGAAGGAUGGGAAAUGGAUUGAAUCUUCUAAAGUGGGGGCAAAUAAAAGUUCUACCCAUGAGGGUGAUACACCACACGAAAAGCGACCUAAACGCGGUAGUCAUGCGGUAGAGGUAAAAGGGAAAGACAGGAUGUCAAAAAGUAUUGAUGCUGUGGAGUCAUCAGCAAAAUCUGAUGAGAUGAAAUCACUUAAUUUGACUGAAAACGAUAAAGUGUUUAACAUUGGUAAGAGCAGCAAGAAUGAAAAUAAACUGGGAGCACACAGAAUGGUGAGGACGGGUCUCAAAAAACAAGGAUCAAAAGUAAUUUUUGGCGUUCCUAAACCUGGGAAGAAAAGGAAAUUUAUGGAAGUUAAUGAAAGCAGUAAGAUAGAUAGAAAUGAUUCAGUUAAACUCGCAAAUUUCUUGAUGCCUCAAAGUUCAGGACCCAGAGGAUGGAAAAAUAGUUCUAAAAAUGAUGCCAAGGAGAAACAUGGAGCUAGCUCCAAGCCUAAGACUAGUAAGUCUGGAAAAAUAGUAUGUGUUUUGAGUAGAGUAAUCCCACCAAAAGACAUUUCUUUAUUAAAUGCGUUUUCUCUUACCAAUGCGUUGACAGGUCAUACAGAAAGGAUUAAGGAUGCUUCCCAGAAUGAAAGUAAGGUGGAGAGAGCACCCCAGUCUGCAACUGAAGGAACAACAGAAGGGCCAAUCUUGUUUUCGUCGCUGGCAACUGCAGUGGAUGCUCAUCAUCCCACUAAACGGGCAACCACAACAAGAGCAAGUAAAGGAAAACUUGCGCCUGCCCGUGAUAAAUUGGGUAAAGGUGAGAUGGAAAAGGCUUCAAAUGAUAAUCCCAUGAAAUCAGCAUCUGAUGUCGUUGAGCCCCGGAGAUCCAAUCGCAGGAUCCAGCCAACGUCCAGACUAUUAGAAGGAUUGCAGAGCUCUUUGAUCAUUUCAAAGAUUCCUUCGGUUUCGCAUAAUCGUAAUACCAAGGGUUAAAAAUGGAAGGAGCUUCCAUUGCAGUGAUGCGGUACAGUUAAAAGACCGGCCUGUUAUUAGAUGAGAGGGACAUACCUAGCUAGCAUAGAUGUGUAUAUUUAUAAUAGAGGGAACCUAGGAAUGAAAAUUCUUGCUUCCUAUGUUGUAGGCAGACUGUAGCUCAGUAGACGGUCGGUCAUAUUGAUUUUAGUAUAUUUUUUUCUUUAAAAUGUGAUUUGAUCCCAGUCUUGUGCUAUAUGUGGAAAUUAUCCAUGUUAUCUACCUUGUUUGUUGAUCAAAUGAUAACGUCAUGCUCUACA
This is a messenger RNA of Cajanus cajan (pigeon pea), 7213 nucleotides long. NCBI's taxonomy places the organism in Eukaryota, Viridiplantae, Streptophyta, Magnoliopsida, Fabales, Fabaceae. The record is from RefSeq and is a predicted model, not a curated record.